Molecule: messenger RNA, 2511 nt
Organism: Lymnaea stagnalis (great pond snail)
Lineage: Eukaryota; Metazoa; Mollusca; Gastropoda; Lymnaeidae
Source: the annotation of a GenBank genome assembly
GUGUGUCUGGGGAGUACUGCACCUACAACCCCUACACUGGGUACACAUCCACUGUCUACUGUGGGUGGGGAUGUUGUUACUCGUACAUCUAUCCAUGCUGUGAUACGCCUUUGUAAGUACUUCACCACCUUUGUAAAUAUAUAUAUAUAUCAUUGCCGAGACACGCCUUGGUAAGUACAUCUAUCAUUGCUGGGACACACAUUUGUUUAUAAGUACAUCUAUCAUUGCUGGGACACACCUUUGUAAGUACGUCUAUCAUGGCUGGAACACACCUUUGUAGGUACUUCUAUCAUUGCUGGGACACACCUUUGUAAGUACAUCUUUCAUUGCUGGGACAAACCUUUGUAAGUACAUCUAUCAUUGCUGGGACACACCUUUGUAAGUACGUCUAUUAUUGCUGGGACACAGCUUUGUAAGUACGUCUAUCAUUGCUGGGACACACCUUUGUAAGCACAUUAUCAUUCCUGGGACACAUCUUUGUAAGUACAUCUAUCAUUGCUGGGACACACCUUUGUAAGUACAUCUAUUAUUGCUGGGACACACCUUUGUAAGUACAUCUAUCAUUGCUGGGACACACCUUAUCAUUGCUGGGACACACCUUUGUAAGUACAUCUAUCAUUGCUGGAACACACCUUUGUAGGUACUUCUAUCAUUGCUGGGACACACCUUUGUAAGUACAUCUUUCAUUGCUGGGACAAACCUUUGUAAGUACAUCUAUCAUUGCUGGGACACACCUUUGUAAGUACGAAAGUACAUCUAUCAUUGCUGCGACACACGCUAUCAUUGCUGGGACACACCUUUGUAAGUACAUCUAUCAUUGCUGGGACACACCUUAUCAUUGCUGGGACACACCUUAUCAUUGCUGGGACACACCUUUGUAAGUACAUCUAUCAUUGCUGGGACACACCUUAUCAUUGCUGGGACACACCUUAUCAUUGCUGGGACACACCUUAUCAUUGCUGGGACACACCUUUGUAAGUACUUCUAUCAUUGCUGGGACACACCUUAUCAUUGCUGGGACACACCUUUGUAAGUACUUAUAUCAUUGCUGAGCCACCUUUGAAAGUACUUUACCAUUCCAUACCAUACCCACCUUUGUAAUCCAUCUAUGAUUGCUGGGACACGCCUUUGUAUACACUUCACACAUCUAAGAACCUGGUCCACAGCUACGGUGACACCCCAUUCAUAGCCGGCACUUGCACAGCUGGAGCAUUCGUCAUCAUAGCCGCGAUCGCUGCCAUCUGCAUAAGAAACAGAAGACGAAUUCAGACGACUGUCCAAUACACUAAUCCUGGGGGUCAGCAGGUCUUCUCUACAUGUAUGUGCCUCCGCAAACUGGUGGUUUGCUUUUCCCUGCAGCAUAAUUUUAUGAUUUAAUUUAUAAAUUCCAGCAUUAUUUAAAAAAAAAAAAAAAUUAAUAAAAGUAAUUUUAAAUGAAAUUAAGUAAUUUUAUCACUAUUGUAAGUUAUUUAAUGAAAUAAUCUCUCUAAACUAAUUGUCACCAUUACACUAAAUUGUUUCCCUUUACUCCAAUCGUCUCCCCUUUUUCCUCAGCAAUGAACACUAACGUUUCAACUGGCUACUCUGCCCCUGUGUCUGGAUUCGCUAACAACGGUUACCGUGCGUACUAGGUCGUUUGCCUGUCGUGGUGGAUUUUCUGGCAAGGUUCAGUCGCUGCAAGCCAGGAGAAGAUUAUUAAAAUUAUUAUAUAUUUUUUUAAAUUCAAUUUUUAGAAAUAUUUUGAAUGACUCUUUAUGAAAGUUGUCAUGUCCUUGAGACAGAAGAGAGUUGGCAUCGUUUUUUUCUCAUAAACUAAUUUCUAACAUUCGGAGAGGUGUGUGGGGUGGGUGGGGGUGGGGUUAGGAUGGGGGGUAGUUAACAUUUUAGAGCAGUGCUUCUUAAACUUUCAAUUAUGGAGAAUUGACGAUUUAAAUAACAUGCGUUAGAAAUUGAGACAAUGUAAACAAUGUUCUGGUCCUAUUUCUAUUUCGUAUUUUGGAAUAUGCAUUGACUCGCAGCCUACUUGUUUCAUCAACCUUUUUGAUUUAUGAAAUUACUAAAUAAGAUAAGAUUAUUUUUAUUGAUUCAAACAAAGGAUUAAUUAUUUUUUUUUAAAUGCAUGUUUGAUACAGUGAAACUGGUUAAAUCCAGUCAAAUUUAUGCAAAAAAAAAAAUAUAUAUUUUAAAAAUAUCUUCAAUUGCGUGUUAACUCAAAACGUGACAUUUUUAUUUUUGCAUGUGUUGUAACUGUGACAUGUUUUAGUGCAUGUGUUGUAAAUGUGACAUUAAUAUUUCUGAAUGUGUUGUAAAUGGGGCAUUUUGAUUUCUUCUGAGUUGCAACAUGAAAAAAACAACAACUAUAAAAUCAUGUAGUUGUGUUUAUACAUUAAAAAUAACAUUUUAAAAAAUUCAUUAUUUGUUUUGUUCUCAUCCAAUACAUUUUUGAUUUGCAACUUUAUAAAAAGGAUGCAUUCGAGUUAGAUCAAAUAAAUAUUUUUAACGAUUACAUUA